AUGGCCAAUAAAACUGCCAUUCUCAUUUGUGUGCUAGUUUUUGUGAUUGGAUGUAGCAGCAUGCAAGGCAGUGAAGCAAUCUCAGCAUGCGCCAAGCCAUGCAUGCCAGUCUGCAUGAAGGAGGAAGGGGCAAGCAUUCCCAUCUGUGAGAUUGCCUGUGAGAACUAUUGCAAACAGAUCUCCGGCAACCGGAAUUCGGAGUGGAAUCGGUAUCGCAACCUUUGA
This is a messenger RNA of Prunus armeniaca (apricot), 225 nucleotides long. The record is from the annotation of a GenBank genome assembly. Lineage: Eukaryota; Viridiplantae; Streptophyta; Magnoliopsida; Rosales; Rosaceae.